Cryptomeria japonica (Japanese cedar) is the source of this 1645-nucleotide messenger RNA. RefSeq names its product peptide chain release factor PrfB1, chloroplastic. The transcript is spliced from 7 exons. The record is from RefSeq and is a predicted model, not a curated record. Gene Ontology annotation, molecular function: translation release factor activity, codon specific. Gene Ontology annotation, biological process: translational termination. NCBI's taxonomy places the organism in Eukaryota, Viridiplantae, Streptophyta, Pinopsida, Cupressales, Cupressaceae. Bases 120 to 1487 code for a protein of 455 amino acids. Gene Ontology annotation, cellular component: cytoplasm.
GUAUCUUUUCGAUGGUAGAUGCCCCAUCACUGAGUCACUUAGUUCCUCGACAUAACCAUAUCGCAGCGUAACUAUUUCUGAUUUGAUAUACGUUUUGUGGUGAUGCAGAGAUUUGAUUAAUGGCGAUGAAACAUACGAAUGGUGUGUGCCAACCCUCACUAAUUCGGCCCAUACGAAACGUCUACGCUCAUCAGUGUCUUUCAUCACCUUGCUUCACCCUUUCUUGUCCUCAUCUCAAACCCUGCCGCUCUAUUUCACGCCGUUGCAGAAUUGCUCCUCCACUUCGCCAAUGGGCGUUUGCAGCGUCAAGUAGAGUUGGAACAAAUGUUCAAUCGGAAGGUGCUCAAUGGGUUCAACAAGACUUUUUUUCUCUGAGAAAAGAUAUUGAAAAUGUGGUGAAGCGUGUUGAGGAGACAAUGGCGUCAGCAGGGCUGGAACAAGCACAAGCAAAUCUAUCUGAUUUGGAGCACAGAGCUGCUGACAGUACUCUGUGGGAUGAUCCUGGGAAAGCACAGGAGACACUUCUUGCUUUGACAGACACCAAGGAAGACAUUAGGCUACUCAAUGAUUUCCAGUCCAAGGUUGAAGAUCUGAAGACAAUAAUACAGCUAACAGAGGAAAUGCAGACAGUAGAUUAUGGACUCCUCGAUGAAGCUUCUGAAAUUGUUCAGGACUUGAAUAACUCACUGGACCGUUAUGAGUUAACAAAGCUACUUUCAGGACCAUAUGACAAAGAGAGUGCUUGUCUAACAAUAAGUGCUGGAGUUGGGGGCACAGAUGCUCAGGACUGGGCUGACAUGGUUUUGAGGAUGUAUUUGCGGUGGGCUGAAGAGCAAGGCUAUAAGUCCAGAGUUGUUGAAAAAUCUGUUGGAGAGGAGGCUGGUAUCAAAUCAGCAACAGUAGAAAUUGAAGGUCGUUUCGUUUAUGGCUAUCUGUCUGGAGAGAAGGGCACACACCGUCUUGUAAGACAGUCUCCUUUCAAUGCGAAAGGCCUUCGGCAGACAAGCUUUGCAGGUGUGGAGGUUAUGCCUCUUAUUCCAGAUGAAUCCUUGGAUGUUGAAUUACCGGAUGAUGAUCUUGAAGUGAGUUUUUCAAGAUCUGGUGGUGCAGGAGGCCAAAAUGUAAACAAAGUUGAAACAGCAGUUCGCAUUGUCCACAUUCCAACUGGAAUUUCUGUUCGAUGCACAGAGGAAAGAAGCCAACUCUCAAAUAAGAUGAAGGCUCUUAAUCGUUUGAAGGCAAAGUUAUUAGUAAUAGCAAAGGAGCAGCGUGCAUCUGAAAUCCGACAGAUAAGAGGUGAUGUUGUAAGAGCUGAAUGGGGACAACAAAUUCGGAAUUAUGUCUUCCAUCCAUAUAAGCAAGUAAAAGAUGUACGGACUGGUUUACAGAGCUCUGAUGUAACAGCUGUUAUGGAUGGAAAAUUAGAACCAUUCAUCAAAUCUUACCUAAGAUUCAAACUUGUGAACAACAUGUCAUCACAAAACUGAUAAUGAAACUAUAAUUGUAUUAAUAUUUUGGCCAUCUUGCAAUCAUCUUUCUUCUCUUCUUGCUGCUUGUUUGCCUCCAGGUGUGCAAGUUGCCAAAUGUUUGUAAUAACCUUCAUAAAUGAUCCCCAUCGAUGCACAUGAUUACAGUUUUUGGUUGA